UAUCUUGACAUUCGUGCAUCAUGAUUGUUGGUAGUCAUGGUUGCAUGAUGUAGGCGCAGAUGAAAACACGUGUUGUGUACUGAAUUGCGAGGUUAAAACUGUAAAGUUAACUUUUACCUGCAAAAUGGGACGUGUCAAGACUAAACCAGCGGAGAAAACGCGGAAAAUAUUACGCAAAGAAAAGAGACAACAAAAGAAAUUAAAUAGAGCAGCAUUUUAUCAAAAGAAAAAUAAAAAUCAAGAACAGAGCAAUAUUGAACAAACGCCAUCAACGAAGGCGCAAAAACGACGAAGACCUAAAGCUAUGAAGGAAGAAAAGAUAGAAGUAAAAGCGAAAAAACAAAAAAUGGAACAAUUGAAACAGGCCAAUCAAGAAGAAGACAAAAUGAUUAAACAAUUAGAGAAACGAUUAAAGUUGAACAAACGAAAUAGCAAAUCCACUCCAAAGUCUUUCGUAUCGGAUGGUUUAGACUAUCUUUUAGAUUUUUGUGAUUCUGAGAAUAGGAGUCAUUUGGUUGAAACUGAUAAACAGUUAUUAGAAACUGGAUUGAACACAGAAUUUGAAGAAGAUUUAAAUCUAGCUAUUGGUGCUGAAAAUGAUGUCGAGGAUGAAAGUGAAAAAUUUGAAGGAGAAAAUAACAAAGAUAUUGACAAAGAUUUUGAGCAAGAUAUGAAUAUGGAAAAUCUUUCAACUGAUGAAAAUUCAGAUCGAGAUGAUAAUGAAGAAAUUGCUCCAGAAGAGACACAUGAUAUAAAUGAAACUGAGGAAUAUUUAAGUGAUAAGGAUGAGACAGAAGAUGAAGAAUCGAGGCAUGUUACAGUAGAGCAAUCAGAUGAUAAUGAAGGCUUGUGGGAAGAUAUUUAUGGUAGACAAAGAGACAAGAAGGGUAAUAUUGUAUCAAAGAAAUAUGUACCACCUGGUGCACGCAUUACAAGCAUCGACAUUUCUGUCAGUGGUGAAAAAGUUCAUAGAUUGGAAAGACAAUUGAAAGGUAUCCUAAAUAGACUGGCAGAGCAAAAUAUGCAUACUAUUGGAAAUCAGGUAGAGGAAAUGUACAUGUCAAAUAGUCGCAAUAACAUGAAUGUAAUAUUAUCCAAACUAAUGAUAGAAAGUAUAGUUGCACCAGUAUUAACUCCAGAUCGACUUAUCUGUGAACAUAUGAUGUUGAUUACUAUAUUACAUGCAAAUAUUGGUACAGAAGUUGGUGCACAUUUUUUAUUGACUAUUGUAAGAAAGCUUCAUCAGAUGUUGGAAGAAUCUCACUGUGUUGAGAAUAAGGAAUUAGAUAAUUUAAUUCUUAUAAUUUCACAUCUUUAUAAUUUCAAGGUAUAUGGUCAUCGACUUUUGUAUCAAAUAUUAGAGAAAUUGGCAGAAAAAUUCACAGAGAAAGAGAUUGAACUAAUUUUGCUGAUUUUGAAAACAGUGGGCUUUCAAUUAAGAAAAGAUGAUCCAACUGCAAUGAAAGAUCUGAUAUUAAAUUUGCAACAAAAGGCAAACAAUGCAACUGUAGAAAAUUUGAGAGUCAAGUUUAUGUUAGAGAUAUUACUGGCAUUGAAAAAUAAUAAUAUGAGCAAAAUAUCUCAAUAUGAUCCAUCUCAGAUAGAACAUUUGAAAAAAAUUAUAAAAAAUUUUAUCCAUAAGGGUAAUAGUGUCACACAAUUUAAUGUAACUCUGGAAGACUUAUUAGAAGUUGAUGAAAGAGGAAAAUGGUGGAUAAUAGGAUCAGCCUGGUCCGGUCUCAGGGAUAUUGGUAAAGUUGAAAAAACUUCAGAAGACAAGAAACAAAAAUACAGUGAGAAAAUAUUGGAAUUGGCACGAAAACAAAGGAUGAAUACUGAUAUUAGAAGAGAUAUCUUUUGCGUACUAAUGACAGCUGAAGAUUAUUUAGACGCGUUUGAAAAGAUUCAUCAUCUUAGUUUGAAAAAUCAGCAGCAAAGAGAAGUAAUUUAUGUCAUCCUCAAUUGCUGCAUUCAAGAAAAAAAAUUUAAUCCUUAUUAUGCCGUACUAGCGCAAAGGCUAUGUGAUUCUGAUAGAAAAUAUCAGUUAACUAUACAAUAUGCAUUGUGGGACAAAUUGAAGACAUUAGAAGAUUUAAAAACAAAACAGCUAACAAAUUUAGCAAAGUUCUUGACCCACUUGUUUUUAGACAAAGGUCUCCCUCUUUCUGUUUUAAAAGUGAUCCAAUUUAUGGAAUUAGAUAAACUAACAAUGAGGCUUAUACGACAAAUUAUGUUAGGAAUAUUAUUACAUGAAAAUGAAGAAACUUGUUUAGACGUGUUUGGAAGAAUAUCCUUAUCUCCAAAGUUGCAAACUUUUAGAGAAAGUCUUAGAUUAUUCAUAAAUCAUUUCCUCGUAAAAAAUAUCGAUGCUACUGAAAAUAUGCAGCAAAAAAGUGAAUUAUUGAAAAAACGGGCAGAAAUAGUAGAUAAAAUUUUAAGUACUCGAGAAUCGAAACUUAUAUUUUAA
Camponotus floridanus (Florida carpenter ant) is the source of this 2467-nucleotide messenger RNA. Its product is annotated as nucleolar MIF4G domain-containing protein 1 homolog. Gene Ontology annotation, biological process: ribosomal small subunit biogenesis. Lineage: Eukaryota; Metazoa; Arthropoda; Insecta; Hymenoptera; Formicidae. Gene Ontology annotation, cellular component: nucleolus. The transcript is spliced from 8 exons. Gene Ontology annotation, molecular function: RNA binding; protein binding. The coding region runs from base 125 to 2467 and encodes 780 amino acids. The record is from RefSeq and is a predicted model, not a curated record.